This is a messenger RNA of Brassica napus (rape), 897 nucleotides long. RefSeq names its product protein AE7-like 1. The record is from RefSeq and is a predicted model, not a curated record. The coding region runs from base 275 to 742 and encodes 155 amino acids. Gene Ontology annotation, biological process: iron-sulfur cluster assembly. Lineage: Eukaryota; Viridiplantae; Streptophyta; Magnoliopsida; Brassicales; Brassicaceae. The transcript has 5 exons.
UUUGAUUGUUUUUAAAAUACUGUCGUGAAAUGUUUUGGUUAAAAAUAUAAUAAUGCAAAUUCUAUUGUUUUAGAUAAAAUUGAAGAAGUUCAUUAAAAUAAAACUUAAAAAGUAUUUUAAUAUUUAAACCAUUACAACCUUAAUGUCUAAUCACUACAAAAAUUUCUUAAAUAUUGAAUACAUCCCGUGACCUUUGUAAGCAGAUCACCAAUUAAUCAAAUCAAUUAGGCCUUCUUCCGUAAACGAAGGUUGAGGAAAGAAAAAAAAGAGAAAAAUGACGCUGGGACUGUUAAACGCGAAUCCAGUAGUGCAAGCUAAGAAGGAACGGCUAGCUCGUACACAAGAUCAACACAGAGAUUAUGAUGGCCUUGAUACUCUCGACGUCUAUGAGUAUGUAAGAGACAUAAGAGAUCCGGAACACCCUUAUUCCUUGGAGCAACUUAGUGUUCUGUCUGAAGAUUCCAUCACUCUCGAUGACAAGCUCAAUCGCAUCCUAAUAACGUUUACACCGACGAUCCAGCAUUGUAGAAUGGCAACUAUAAUUGGUCUGUGUUUGAGAGCUAAGCUUAAAGAAUGCUUGCCACUCCAUUAUAAGGUUGAUAUCAGAGUGUCUCCCGGUUCUCACGCCGAUGAAGAUUCAGUGAAUAAACAGCUGAAUGAUAAAGAAAGAGUGGUAGCUGCAUUGGAGAAUCCUAAUCUCCGUCAGCUUGUGGAUGAGUGUAUCUGCUCCAACGAGAUAUGAAUCAGAUCAUUUUACUUUUUACUCUCUUGUACAAAUUCGGGAGUGUAUCGUAUGACUUAGAGACUGCUCUUUGUCUCUGUUUGUAUUGUCACUACACAUUUUACGAUGCCUGAAUGUUGUAUACUGCUUUGAUAAUGUUACAAACCUUUUCUUCA